GGAAAAACACGACUGCUCUCGCCAGAAGCAGGAAGAGAUAUGGUUUCACAAUAACGGAAAGCACAUUUUAUUCCACCUAUAGUUGAUUGAAAAAAUCCUAACAUCAAAACCUGGUGGUGAGCGCAUUAUGCAAGAGUAUGGAAAAACCAAAUCUCUGACAGAUGCCACCAGAAGACAGAUGAUUAACAUACUUGCUGCUGAGAUGACAGAAACACAUGGGACAUCCCCCCCCAAAAGUGUUAGAGUGAUGUAUGCACAGGGGAUAGUAACCUUGUUUCCCUAUCUAGAAGACCCAUACUCACAACAUGGAUAUGAACAUUACUACGAUCCGGAGAGUGGUUCGGGAUACCUUGCAUGGCGAUUGAAGACCAUACAGAGAAAAUCAGCAGAGGAAAGAGGUGCCUCAGUCAGUAAAUCUCCUAAAGUUGGUGGGCCAGGCCGUGGUCGUCAGCCCUUCGCCAAUGACAGAGAGCUGUCUGAUGAGGAUGUGGAAGCAGCUAUUGCUGUUUUAAAACACUCUUCUGAUGAAAAGACUGUCCGUGAGAAGAUGAAAAUGACCUUCAUAUAUCGGCAAGCAAUGGUCAACGAUGAAGCCAAAUCAUCAGAUGUCUUCUUGGUCUUCCCACGAUUUCUGGACACACCAGGACUGAUAGAACAAGAUUUCAGACUUCUGUUUGGUGAGGCCACGGCCAACAAAUUUUUGGAGAAGUGGCCAACCACUUUCAAAGCAAAAGUAAUAAAGGAAAGCCAUGGACUUGUACCCACCACAGAACUCUUGGAUUUGAUGCGCAAUGCUGAGUCAGCUGCUGAAGUUGAGAAUGGUUGGAACCAGUGUGCAGCAGCAUCACCCAAAGCAGUCAGCCCUACCUUCUCGCCCAGGGAUCCACACAAAGCACCAUUCACUCCUUCUUCAUUGUGGUUGACAAGAAUGCACUUCCAUGCAAGGCAAAAGGUUCAGUUGGCGCUUUUGACGAACUCUUCAAAGCCCAUUACGUCUUUG
This is a messenger RNA of Etheostoma spectabile (orangethroat darter), 1000 nucleotides long. RefSeq lists its product as uncharacterized. The transcript has 6 exons. Lineage: Eukaryota; Metazoa; Chordata; Actinopteri; Perciformes; Percidae. The record is from RefSeq and is a predicted model, not a curated record. The annotation marks the transcript as partial.